Molecule: messenger RNA, 667 nt
Organism: Cicer arietinum (chickpea)
Lineage: Eukaryota; Viridiplantae; Streptophyta; Magnoliopsida; Fabales; Fabaceae
Source: RefSeq, a predicted model, not a curated record
UAACAAAGGUGGCGGUGAUAAAGGAAAGGCCCAUCCUACUAGGGGUAAACCAAAGAUGUUGUGACCGGGUAAACUUAAUGAGCAGCGGGAUGUCAUACGUCGCAACUUGUCUACCACUAGGCCACUUCAUUAUUCGUCUCCAGCCCCGUCUCAACCUCCAACAUCAACUAAGAUUGUAGCACCUGCUGAUACUAUAACACCACCGUCUCACUCGACACCAUCUCCCAUUCAUGCCUCAACCCCUGAGGUAUUUGUCUUUAUGCCGACUCCAGGUUUAAGUAUUCAUACCAUGGGUGCCUCUUCACAACAUUCCCCACAUGAGGCUUUGGUAGAGAAUAAUGUGGAACAAACUUCCGAUGGUCAUGAGGAUAGGGUGGAAAUUGGGGACCACAAGCAAGAUGAUGAGGAUGUGGGUCAAGGGAGUGUUCCUCCUAUCGUGCCUGUGAGAGAUGAUAAUGGAAAAUUCAUUAUACGACCUUAUGGUAAAGGACUCAUUCCUAGCAACGCAGUUGCAGAUGCCAUUCGGUAUGCCAUACAAAAACAAUUUCGUGAGCCUAUCUAUGGUUGGAGUGCAACCACUGACAUAAUUAGACAAGAUUGGUUUGAAAAGUUUGCGCUAAGCCUUUGAAUAUAAUUAUAUGUUCAAUUCAUUUUUCUAGCAUAUAUA